This is a messenger RNA of Ogataea polymorpha, 393 nucleotides long. RefSeq lists its product as uncharacterized. The transcript has a single exon. NCBI's taxonomy places the organism in Eukaryota, Fungi, Ascomycota, Pichiomycetes, Pichiales, Pichiaceae. The coding region runs from base 1 to 393 and encodes 130 amino acids. The record is from RefSeq and is a predicted model, not a curated record. Gene Ontology annotation, molecular function: structural constituent of ribosome. Gene Ontology annotation, biological process: translation. Gene Ontology annotation, cellular component: ribosome; cytosolic small ribosomal subunit.
AUGACUAGAACCUCUGUUUUGGCUGACGCCCUUAACGCUAUCAACAACGCCGAGAAGACCGGUAAGAGACAGGUCCUGAUUAGACCUUCAUCUAAGGUGAUCAUCAAGUUCCUUACUGUGAUGCAAAGACAUGGUUACAUUGGAGAAUUCGAAUACAUCGAUGACCACAGAUCCGGAAAGAUUGUCGUCCAAUUGAACGGAAGACUCAACAAGUGUGGUGUCAUCUCUCCAAGAUUCAACGUCAAGAUUAAGGACAUUGAGAGAUGGACUGACAACCUGUUGCCAGCCAGACAGUUCGGUUACGUCAUUUUGACCACUUCUGCUGGUAUCAUGGACCAUGAGGAAGCCAAGAGAAAGCACGUUUCUGGUAAGAUUCUUGGUUUCGUUUACUAG